AUGAAUAUGCGACCGUUGAAACGGCCCCGUCUUGGGCCACCGGAUGUGUACCCGCAGGAAGCAAAACAACGGGAAGAUGAGCUAACGUCCACGCACGUCAAACAUGGUUUCGCGACGGAACAUAAACUGUCCGAGGAGUUCGGCACCGCACGGAACUGCAAUGUGUCGGCGAGUAAGGUCGGUGCGUACUUUAAUGCGAUUCUAGCCAAAAAGGAGGAGCUGAUGACACUGCCCGAUUCGGGACGAAAGAAGCAGCAAAUCAACCCGAAGGAUAACUUCUGGCCUGUCACGGCUCGCAACAAGACCACCCUGGAUACGUGGUUUAAAGAUCUGGCCGGAACGAAACCAUUAAGCAGCUUGGCGAAGAAGGCACCGUCGUUUAACAAGAAGGAGGAAAUAUUCGCAAUGUUGUGUGAAAAUCAAGUCACGAUGCAGCGAGCAGCUUGGUUUAUUAAGCUGAGUUCCGCUUACACCGUGGCUGUUUCGGAGGCCAAAAUAAAGAAGCGCCAAAUGCCCGAUCCGGCAACGGAAUGGACGGGAACGAUGAUAAAGUUCAUGAAGGAUCUUAUACCGAAACUGCACGAACAUUAUCACCAGGGUCCGCUGCAGGAGAAACCGUCCACCGGUAGUGCGGCAAGUUCCGGUGGAAUGAGCAGUACAAAUAGCGCCCUUGGGUUGGGCUCUGGAGCGGGAGGAACCAAUCCUUCAACAAUUCCGCCACCCCUAUCCAGCCCGGCCGGAAGUAUGCAUAGUCCGGCCAGUGGUAACCCAGUCGGAGGGUCGAUGCAUGGCCAACAGCAGCAACAACAGCAGCCUCCGAUUUCUCCCCAGGAGGAGCAACGAAUAGCCCAGCGGCAGUGGAAUUACAGUACCCAGCUGUGCAAGUACAUGUACGAGGAGGGUUUGCUGGACAAGCAAGAGUUCCUGAACUGGAUUAUAGAUUUGUUGGAAAAGAUGAAAUCUUCCCCGAACGCGGACGAUGGGUUGCUGAGAAUUUAUCUACCAUUGGCAAUGCAGUACCUGCACGAUUUUGUUCAAUCGGAACGCUUCUGUCGUCGGUUGGCGUAUGCGGUGUCGAAAAAGUUAGCCCAACUGAUAAAUCAGAUGGCGGAGAGUCAUAACAUCAAUUUGAACGCACCCGAUCCGGAUGGUAAACAAUCGUCCAACGAAAUGACCGAUAGCAAACAGGACAAGCAACAGGACAAACCGGUGAAAGAGGGUACGAACGGGUCCAUGACACAAUCGACGGAUACAGGCCCUCCGAAGGUGAAUCCGUACGAGAUGAUUUUCGCCGAAUAUUUGCACUGUUCCCAUCAUCGAGAUGUUGUGUUGCAGCUGUCGUCCAUACUGCAGGUCAUCACACUUGAAUGUCCGACCGCGCUCGUUUGGUGUGGAGUUGGAGAAACUCGUUCCUCGUCGGUGCUCUCAGGUAGUCCGCUGGACCACUUACUAGUGGCACCAUCGGCACUACCGAUGCCGACUCGUUACGAAAAUUCCAAUGAGGACAUUCGCCGACAGCUGUUUGAAGCUGAAGAAAGCAUCAAAGUGCGCUCCAGGCAUGCCGAAUCGCGUUGGUGCAUCGACAAGUGGCAGACCGCUGCCGGAAACGCAAGCCUAAAGAUACUGGCCACACUGGACGCGCUCGAUGGACAUUGUUUCGAUCGGAUGGAUUCGAAUAACUCGCUCGAUUCGUUGUAUACGAAGAUAUUCCCACUGUUCCAAGUGCAACUGAUCAAAGUGUCUGAAAGCACUCCUACAGGAGGAGGCGGCAACGGGCAAGGCAAUGUCGUCGGUGGAGUGAACGCUGCAGAUGGGAAAGAUGCCGCCACAAAGCAGUUUGAAUACAACGUUGAACAAGAUUCGUCGAUUGUGAAGAUUCUCUGCGAAUGGGCCGUUUCGUGGCAGCGAUGGGGCGAACAUCGAGCGAUGGUAGUAGCCUGGCUGCUUGAUAAACGGCAGAACGAAGUGUUGACGGCGCUGGAAAACGAUAGCUACAACAAUACGCUCAACAACUCGGAUGACAAAGACUCGGUACUGUCGGGCAGCGGGUUAAACGGAGGCCAACCCGUCUUUCAACAUAUCUUGAUGAACUUCCUCGACCAUCACGCGCCGGUCCUGGAGGAAGGAGGCAGCACGCAGAACAAGUCCCAGUUUACGAACCUCGUUCAUUUGUUUAGCGAACUAAUUCGCCAUGAUGUGUUUUCACAUGACGCGUACAUGUGCUGCUUAAUCUCGCGUGGCGAUCUACUCACAGGCGCCGGUGGUAUGCUGUCACUCGAUAGCCAUGGGAUGUGUAACGCUGGGCUGGGUACUGGCCCAAUUUCGAACAAACCAGCCACCAGCUCGUCCCCGAACAAUGGUGGCGGAAUGGAGGAUGAUGUGUUGCAAACGGAUUUUAAGGCUAAACUGGAAGAUUUGGAUGAUUCGAAUGUGGAUGACGAUCUGGACAAGCUGUUGCAACACAUUAAAGAGGAUCAGCAGAACUCGAUGGAUGCACCGGACAGCCCGAAAGAUCCAGAACAUGCAGCUCCAUCAGUAACCGGUCUCGGUAAAGCUGAAUCGUCUAGCCGCCAUUUUCUGUACACCGAACACUUCCCGCUCUGCCAAGACGAUCCCAUUUCUCAGCAUGAUUGCAACCAGCGAUACAUCCUGCUGUACGGAGUGGGCAAAGAACGGGACGAAAAGAAGCACGCAGUAAAGAAAAUGUCAAAAGAAAUCUGUAAACUGUUCUCGAAGAAGUUCAGCAUCGAUGUGGCCGAAGGUGGCAAAGUGAAGAAACAUUCGCGCAGUGAAUUUAACUUCGAGUCCACCUCGAACAAGUGUCAAGCAAUGUCGUACUUUGACCAACACGUCGUCACAUGGCAGUGUGCGGUGCAGGUGCAGGAAAUGCUGAACGCAUUUGCAGUCGGCAAUAGCAACUAUCUGCCGGUCCAAGAGCACGUGGCGUUCCUGUUCGAUUUGAUGGAGUCUGCCUUCAACAUUUACGGGCUGAUCGAUACUUGCAUCCAGAUCUUGCGUGAGUUGCCCGAGGUGGAGCUACAGUUGAUUGGCAAAAGUUCAAUGGCACUGGUGCGCAGCUACACGACGUCGCUUAGCCUGUAUGUGGUGGGUGUCCUGCGACGGUACCAUUGCUGUUUGUUGCUUUCCCAGGAACAAACGACAGCGAUCUUCGAAGGACUGUGUCGAAUAGUGAAGCACGUGAGCAAUCCGAGUGAUUGCAGUUCGGCAGAGCGUUGCAUUCUCGCCUACCUGUACGAUCUGUACUCGGCAUGUUCGUCCUUAAAAUCACGGCCCCAGCAGGAACCCUUCCACAAUGCGUACCCGAAGAUCAAGCAAGCGCUAUACACACCGCUCCAACCGACUCCGUCGGCGCAUACGUACAAUCCGCAGUUCAUGAUUGAGAUCAUCACCAAUCCACGGCGCGGUGGAAAGAUCGAAAGUGCCUGGGCCCGGCAGCUGAACGAAUCUGCCUCCAACCGCUACAGCUUCGUGUGCAACGCCGUUGUGGCGGUUACGCGUGACAUUGACAACGAUUGUCUGAACGACAUCGCAGCAAUGUGUGCGGAACUGACGGCGUGCUGCAAUUCGCUCAGCACCGAAUGGUUGGGUGUGUUGAUCGCACUGUGCGGUUCGAACCGUGAUGCCGGUUACUACGUGGAUGUGCUUACGCAGGUGGAUGUCCAGAAUACCAACAUCCACAACGCACUGUCCGUGUUCACGAGCAUCCUGGUGGCGCGACACUGUUUCUCGCUGGAGAACUUUGUGGCACACGUGGCCUUACCCUCGCUGGUGCAGGCUUGCAAAGGGCGCGGUGAAACAACGCCGGAAAUAGAAGCAGGCGCCAGGCUGUCCUGCCAUCUACUGUUGCGGCUUUUCAAAACUAUCGAAUGUCCACAACCGGGUCUGUACUCGGUCAGCACGUCACCCAACCCGAUAACGGUCGGGAACGCGCACAACAUUAAGCUGAGCUGCGAUCGACAUCUGCUAGCUGCGGCACACAAAAACAUUGGUGUGGCACCGGUGCUGGCCGUGCUGAAGGGCAUUCUGGUCGUGGGUGAUGCAACGGCGCACAAGGUAUCGUCGAUAUUUGGCACUGGCAAGCGUAGUGGGCUCAAUACGCCGGUACACCCAGGCAGCACGCCCAAGAGUAUGGCCGGUUCGGGUGAUUUGAGUCACAUUCUAGGCACGAGCGAUCUUUCCAUCCUGGGAAAUCCGGACGAAUCGAUGCUGGAUGUUUCGAUGAUCGAACUGGGGGAACUCUCUCCAACCGCCUCCGCUCGAUUAUACUCUAGCAGGUGUGCGAAUGGUUUGCCGUAUGAGCAACAAAAUUCUCAUCUAAACCAGGAGAACGCGACAAGUCUGUCCGAUUUCGCGCAACAUGUGCUGCGGCAAAUUUGCUCACAGGAAUGGGUGCUGGAACGCUGCCUUCAACAUGCGGAAGAACUAUGCCAGCAUGGUAUGCUGAUCGAUAAUCUGCUGACGGCAAAGCAAGCGCAACGAUUACUCCACAUGAUCUGCUAUCCAGAGCACGAAUCCAACCUGAUUGCGGAACUCGAUCAAAAGGCGAUCAUCGUGCGCAUAUUGGAAAAUCUGGAACAAUGGUCACUGCGCAUUUCUUGGCUAGAUUUGCAGCUCAUGUUUAAGCAGACCAACUGCAGCUCACCGGAUCUGUCCAACUGGUUGGAUAUGGUAGCAAGGGCAGCUAUCGACGUGUUUCGCGUCAACGAGUUCGUCAUGAGCAAUCCGGAAGCGAAACAGGAGAAGGUAAAACCGUCGACAUGGUUGGUGGCACCAUUGGUUUCGAAACUGCCGAGCGCGGUUCAGGGAAGGAUAUUGAAAGUGUCGGGACAAGUGCUGGAGAGUACGAGCAUGUUUAGCAAGCACAAGGACGGCAAUGGGGGUAAUAAUAGCAGCAACAAUAACAGCCACAACCACGGAGCUAAUAGCAACAGUUCGGUCAGCUCGAAUGGUAGCACCUUCGGCAGCAAACAGUCGUCGCAGCUAAAUCAUCAACCAUUCCUUGGUUUGGUACUGACCUGCCUUAAGGGGCAGGACGAACAGAAGGAAGGUUUGCUUCAAUCGCUUUACUCUCAGUUGUCGCAAUUCCUACAGAACCGGGAUCAAAGUCUCGAAACCAUUGGCGGUAUUGAAGAUCCUUGUGGAUUUGAGAAAAUGCUUGACGCGCUACAAUUGCGUUACUCGCUUGUUGGAGGACUAUUUGAUGCAAUUAUGAAAAAUGCCACCUCUACAACAGACUGGGCGAUUCUGUUUGCCCAGCUAAUCAGCCAGGGGGUGAUUGAUUUAAGCAACAAUUCGGAAUUGUUUACUACGACUCUCGAUAUGUUGGCCACACUGAUACAUUCAACGCUUGUCAGCGACAGCCAGACGGAGCGCGAUGAAAACAAGAAAUUGUACACAAAUCUCAUGAAGAAGCUACGCAAGGAGCUGGGGGACAAGAAUGGUCCCUCGAUCAAAUACGUUCGACAGUUGCUACCGCUAGCGAAGCAAACAUGCGAAGUUCUUACCUGCGACUCGGCAGGAUCAUCAACGGAUGCGAAAGGCAAUAAAAUCGCGAUUGACAGUAUUGAAAAGAAGAAUGGUCUUCGGUUAGGAGAUAAACAACGUGUGAGCGUUUGGGAUCUCUUGGAAGGUCACAAAAAUCCCGCUCCCUUGUCAUGGGCAUGGUUUGGUGCGGUGAAAAUCGAACGCAAACCUUUAGCAUAUGAAGAAACGCAUCGUUUGUUGAAGUAUCACACGCACAGCCUUUUCAAACCGAGCAGCUACUAUUACGAGCCGCUUCCAUUGCCUCCCGAAGAAGUGGACCCAAUACCCGACAAGCUUAAGGACGAUAUGAAAGCUGAUACACCUUCAUCCGAUCAAUCGCCGGCACCGAGUACGGGCUCAAAGAAGAGCAAAACAACACGCAAAAGGAAACCGAAAGCCACACCAGCUGCACAGGUUCAACAAAGCCAACCGCAACAACCAAUCAUGCCCGCGAUUGUACCACAAACCGCUGCAGGACCUCAGCAAUUGCAGCAAAUGCAACAACAGCAGCAGCAGCAACAGCAACAACAGCAACAACAGCAACAGAUGCAACAACAACAAUCGCUACAACAGCAGCAACACUUGCAGCAGCAGCAGCAGCAACUACAUCUGCAGCAGCAACAGGCCCAGCAACAGCAGCAUUUGCAGCAACAACAGCAGCAACUUCAACAAUUGCAACAACAACAGCAACAGCAGCUGCAGCAGCAGCAACAGCAGAAUCAAAUGAUGAUGCAGCAACAGCAGCAAGGCAACAUUCCGCAGCAGCAGCAAUCUGCGCUGCAGCAACAGCAACAACAGCUUGGAUCGCAACAACCACAACAGCAACAGGUCGCUAUGACACCGCAGCAAACACUACAGCAGAUGCAAAACAGCAGCAUGGGCUCCAUGCAAAUGGGUGGUCCAAUGACCUCUAUGAACCAGCAGCAUAUGCAACAACAGUAUGGUCAAGCCAACCCGGCCCAGCUGGUCGCACAAGGAAACAUCGGUGGAAUGCAGACGGGAAUGGGCGGACUCGGCACCGGAAUGGGUGGUGGAAUGAUGAAUCAGCAGCAACAGCAGCAGCAGGCUCCACAGCAACAGCAGCCUCAGCAAGCCCAACAAGCGCAGCAAGCACAACAAGCCCAACAGCAGCAGCAACAACAACAACAACAGCAGGCUCAAGGCAAUCCAAAUAUGGGCUUCGUCGGCAACGUGAAUCCCAUGGCACAGUUGGCUCAACAGCAAGGAGGUAACCAACAGUGGGGUGGUUACGGGUCCAUGCAGCAACAGCAUCAACAACAGCAGCAACAACAGCAGCAGCAGCAGCAGCAGCAACCACAGGCACAAGCACAACAGCAGCAGCAAACUCCACAGCAAGCUCAGCAAGCAUCACAGCAGCAAGGAUCCCAGCAAGGACCCCAGCAAGGAUCUCAGCAAGGACCGCAGUCCCAGCAGCAGCUGCAACAGCAGCAGCAAAUGUUCUAUUCCGGAAUGGGUCAAGCAACGAUGACACGCUUCGAUCGGCCACAGUUGAACACAAACUCAAAGCAGGCUCUCUCGAACAUGUUGCGUUCAAAGCUGCCAAUCAAUGCUGGCCAUCCGGCUGGUUUUAUGCAACCCCAGCAGCAGCAGCAGCAGCAGCAGCAACAGCAACAGCAGCAGCAACAACAACAGCAGCAACAACAACAGCAACAGCAGCAACAACCUCAGCGAAACCCUCAGCAACAGUUUAUGCGUGGUCCGUUGCGGGCUGGUAUGCCGGGCAAUCCGAUUGUCGGUGCACAGGCCGGUAUGGGUCCGAUGAACCCGACCAUGGCUGGUGGCAAUGUGGGCCUUGUUGCUACGGCAACCGGUGCAGUGAUGGGCCCUCAGGGUAUGGCUGCUGGUGGUAUAUUGGGAUCAGGGCAAGGUGCUCAAGGCCAGCAAACUACCGCAGGAAUAAUGAAUCAAAAUGCACCGGCCAUGAUGGGCAACGCCGGGGGCUCGAUUAUGGGUCAAUCGGGUGGCAGUAUGAUACAGACAAGCAUGAUGAAUCCUCAGCAAAAUCCAGCCCUGGUUGGACAGGGAAUGGGUAGUGGCGGCGGAAUCGGAGGUGCAGGCGGCAUGACUGGUAACAGUGGUAUGGGUGGAAACGCCGGAGGAAUGGGAGCCAGUGGCGGUGGUAUGGUAACCUCUGGAGGAAUGGUUAGUGCCGGAAUGGGUAAUGCAGGGAUCGGCAAUGCAGCUCCUAUGGGCGGUGGACAGGGCGGUAUGGGCGGUACCAGCGGAAUGCCGAACACGGGUGGAAUGGGAAAUCCGUCCAUGAGCAACGCUGGCAUGGGCAUGCAAAAUAUGCAGCAGUCGGGCAACAUGCAGGGUAGCAUGUUCCAGGGACAAAACGUUCCUUACCAAAAUGUCAAUCAGAAUUAUCCCAACUACGGCAACCAGGGCAUGGGACAGCAAGGUGGACAGGGUGGCGCUAUGAUGGGUAACUUCAACCAGAUGGCCCAACAACAGCGCACUACUCAGGCAGAGUUCCUGGCUCAACAGCGCGCAGCAAUGGCCGCCGGCCGGGGUCAGUAUGCGCAACAUGCACCGAAUGUGACGAUGGGCAAUAUGGGUGUAAAUCAAGGUGCAGUACCACCAUACCCGCGACAAGGUGGUAAACCGGGCGUUGGAGGUAAUAUUCCACAGAAUCAGCAACAGUUCCAGCAGCAACGGAUGCGUUUGAUAAUGCAGCAGCAUUCAGGUAUGGGACAAGGAGGUAAUGCGCAAGGUAUGAUGCAGAAUCAAGGGCAAGGUAUGAACACACAGCAAACGCCCAAUCUGGUGGCUCAGUUGCAGCGCCAGAUGCCCAACCAGAACAACAUGAUGGGACAGCAGUACCCUCAUCAGCCUCCGCAGUAUUAA
Anopheles marshallii is the source of this 8412-nucleotide messenger RNA. It is a transcript of the gene kto, whose product is annotated as mediator of RNA polymerase II transcription subunit 12. The coding region runs from base 1 to 8412 and encodes 2803 amino acids. Gene Ontology annotation, molecular function: transcription coactivator activity. Gene Ontology annotation, biological process: regulation of transcription by RNA polymerase II. The record is from RefSeq and is a predicted model, not a curated record. Lineage: Eukaryota; Metazoa; Arthropoda; Insecta; Diptera; Culicidae. The transcript has 11 exons. Gene Ontology annotation, cellular component: mediator complex.